Messenger RNA from Procambarus clarkii (red swamp crayfish), 1207 nucleotides. The record is from RefSeq and is a predicted model, not a curated record. NCBI's taxonomy places the organism in Eukaryota, Metazoa, Arthropoda, Malacostraca, Decapoda, Cambaridae.
UCCAGGUUCCUGGAAGCACGGCGAUCUGGAAGGCUGGGAAAUCCCGGUUCGCGUGUGUUCGUCUGUGGGUCUUGUUGACGAUAGACUCUGAGUUGCCAGAUUCACGAGUCUUAACAUCUUCUGACACUUGCAAGUUGUUCAUUUGACACACUUGGCGAAACUCGGUUGUAAACGGGGGUUGUUAAGAGCGUUUAUAAACACGUGUAAUAAGGAGGGUAUAUGUUGUGUGGUGCGAUAUGUGGAGUUGUGUGUGGUGGAGCGAGGUGGCAUGUACAACACUCCCCUCAGCGCGGGUAGCUCCCCUUACUCUGGUCUCAGCGCUGGAAUGAACACCGCUGGAACCUGGCGUGGUGCCACCCUUCACCAGGCCUAGUUCAGUGCCUCCGUCGCUCCCCUCAACACACACUGUGGUUUCGUAGAAGAAUUAGAAAAGCCUAAAGAUAAAAACCAUAGUUUCCAAACAGAUAAAAAGGUGCCAACUUGGAAUGUCAUCAAUGAAAUCAGUGAAUUUUGUUUUUGUGAAAACAAUGUAAGAAAAUAAUCGGUGUUCCACUCAGGAUAAAACAAAGUGAAAAAUACUCACACUUUAAACCGAGUAACUUGAGUGGAUGCAAAUGCUGAAUCAGCCAUGACCCUCGUUUGUUAUUUUAGAUUCAGCUACUCAGAACAACAAGUUCCAGUAGCACGGUCUAUGGUGAGCCCGUAGAAUCAUGAUCAAGUGUAGAGUGUAGAGAGAGGUGUGUGUGUUAAGCUCAACGAGGAACGCACUCUCAGCAUGACAGACAAAAAGAAAUGGAAUGAGUGGGUGGAGUGCGUUCCAAGUUUCUACGUCGCGUCGGAGCCUGGUCCCUCCUGGAGGUACUCCAGCCCCGUCGCCUCCGCCCACACCACCACCGCCGUCACCACCACCACGCCCACGCCGCCCAACGCCACCACAACUUCGCCCUCGGGUGCCAAGAGAGCCUCUCCUGCUGCUACCUGUGCAGCACCCAGGCUCUCAACAGUUGCUGCUCUCUCUUCAAUACACCUAACCAACGGAACCUCAACAUACGCCACUGCCACAUCGACGUACGUCACUGCCACGUCCACGUACGUCAUAUCUUCCCCAAGUCGCGUCAUCGCGUCACCGACGUAUGUGACCGCUAAUCCGGCGUCCAGCAGCCACCAGCUUGUGUACUACACCACACACAGGUACCUCUAGUUACAG